CAUCGUCUGCUGGUACUCUUCACCGUCGCGCUACGCGAGCGAGCGAGCGAAGCGCUUCGCUUUGCCGCCCAUCGCGCGGUUUUGCGUGGCGCCGCUGACGCCGACGCCAUCAGGCCUAUGGCGGCGGAGCAUGGAGGUCCUCCCUUUGAGACCGCGCUACACGAGGCGCACCAGAGGCUGUUGGCCGCCCAUGGUGCGGCCCUGGCCACGCUGGAGGCGGAGUUGCAGCACAUGCGCAUGGAGAACAUGCGGCUGCGCCUGCGACUGGCUCAAGCCGGAUUGUCCGACGCGGAGCCGGUCCGGAAGGAGGUCGCCAGCGAGGCCCCAGCAGUGAGCUCGGUGGGCUCAGUGAGGUCGGAGCUGGUGGAGGCGGCGCCGGUGGCAACUGGAGGUGCUCCUGCCGUGGUCAGUGCCGCCACUGAGGCGCCGAGAGCGACACGCGCGGAGCCGGCCAUGGUGGAGCCCAGCACUCUCACAGGCGCACCGCCACCGGCGCCGCAUCGCGCCGAGGUGCCUCCGCUCCCGUCUGCACGGGAGGUGCCUCCAAAAGAGUCCAGAACCCACCUCGGCGACCUCGAGAAGCCACUGUACUCUGGCACCGACGCCGGCUCUGCGCUUGGAUCGACCGGUCCAUCGCCCACGUCGCCCGGUGGGUCGGGCGCUGUGGUGCGGGUUCUGCUGACGGAGCUCCUGCAGCGCUACGGGCUCCAGCACUUGCCAGUGAGCCAGGCUGGAUCGACCUACACGCUCGGUGGUCAACCGUUCCGGCUGCGGCAAGCCGGUACCGACCUACUGGCCUCCCGUGGGGAUGAUGGUGGACAUUCCUGGGAGUUGCUCGAAGCUCUGCUGGUGCAACAUCUACCGCAGCUUCAGGCCUCCGCGGGUCGAUCGGAACGGCUCGCUCCGCAAACAACGGCUCAUUUGGGCGACCAGGUGCCCACUGUGCACCUGAGUGGAACUGCUCAGGCAGCAACGGCCUCAGCGCCCACCGGUCCCAUUGUUUGGGAAGGCCCCGAAGCCUUCGGAGCUGGCGCGCGGCCCGGUGAGGGCGGUCUCCCCGCCUGGCGUGCUGAUGGUCUUCCCACUUUUCACAAUGCCUUCCCACAGUCCUUCGACGCACUGUCCGGCGCGCGGCAGUACUAUUCUCAGUUCCGCGUCCGCGUUCCAACCGCCUCACAAUACGAUUCUGAGCGUUGAGCUUCCGCACGGAACGCGGCGCAGACAUUGAGCGGGUGCUUUCGGAAGAGGUUUGAAGCCUCA
Durusdinium trenchii is the source of this 1260-nucleotide messenger RNA. NCBI's taxonomy places the organism in Eukaryota, Dinophyceae, Suessiales, Symbiodiniaceae. The record is from the annotation of a GenBank genome assembly.